This is a messenger RNA of Aplysia californica (California sea hare), 2083 nucleotides long. RefSeq lists its product as uncharacterized. Gene Ontology annotation, biological process: transmembrane transport. The record is from RefSeq and is a predicted model, not a curated record. Gene Ontology annotation, molecular function: transmembrane transporter activity. NCBI's taxonomy places the organism in Eukaryota, Metazoa, Mollusca, Gastropoda, Aplysiida, Aplysiidae.
CAGCCAACAAGCCUUGCAAGCAUGGGAUCCUGGGACAAGCGCAAGUGCUACAAGUACAGCAGUCUAGUGGGCGCCUUCCUGGUCUACACACCCCACGGAAUCACGUGGUACUGGGGCAACGUCGUCGUCUACACAAACUCCUACUACAGACACCAUCUGGGGCCCGACUCGGGUUUCGGAACCCCCUGGCUCAUCUCCAUCUUCAUCAUGGGCUGGACUAUGGGCCUGCAGAUAUCCGGCCGUCUCACCAAGAAGUUCGGUCAGUCGCUGACAAGGUUGCUGGGCAUGGUCUUGUUUAACGCCGGGGUGUUCCUCAGCUUCUGGUCCGUUCAAAUGUCGGUGGCGGCGCUGGUGGUCACGAUGGGCGCCAUGACGGGGCUGGGCACGGGUCUCGUUCACGCCCAACUGCUCAACACCAUUGUGUACUGGGUCUCGGACAACAUCGGCCUGACGACCGCUGCCGUCACCACGGGCUUCAGCGCAGGUAGCAUCCUCAUCAACGCGUUGGUCACGCUGUAUAUCAACCCAAACAACUUGGUCCCUGACCUGGAAAUGGGCCCCAACAAGUUCUUCACGCAGCCAGAACUACUGGAAAACGUACCUUACGUCUUCGUCAUCAUCGGUUGCUUCAACGUGGCGGUACACAUGGUGAGUUUUUUGCUCAUCCGAGACAAGGCUCCUGAGGUGGAAGAAGACGCGGAAAACCCGUCCUCAGACAUGUCCAUGUCCUCUUCUGACUCCUUCUCUUCCACCCCUACUUCAUCUUUAAUCAGAGACAAAGAAGAACUAACGCCCAUGCUGGAGAACACAGAGGAGGACGAAACCGACAUGGAGGCAAAUGGAUUACUUGAAGACAAGACACACGUUGAAAAGGAGGCGACCAUUUCGAAACUUGCUUCAGCACUCAAAGGGACAAAGAACAAACCCGUGACGCAGACAGCUGCAAAACGACGCCAAAACUCAUGGCCAGCGGGCAAGGACUUCAGUCCGAGAGAAACGCUCAAAACCGUGGCUUUUUAUACUAUCUGGAUAAACGUUUUCGGAGCAGACUUUGCCUACCUGGUCAUCACCAACUACUUCAAGAUCUUCGGGCAGCUGUGGAUUAAAGAUGACCACUUCCUGACCAAUGUCGGGCUCAGCUGCACGAUAGGCAUUGUAACGCUCAAAGUCUUAUGGGGAGUUCUGGUGGACAAAACUGGCGUGAAGCCGACCCUCAUCUUCUUCCCCGCUUCGGUGGCCUUGACCACUAUUUUCUGGUACUUCACGCCUCUGGUCAGUAAAUGGCUCUACUUUGUCUGGACCACCAUGUUCAGCUGCCUCAUAUCGGGCCUGUACACCGUCUCCUCAGUAGGCACGCUCCUCACGUUCGGCCGCCAGCACUUCACCACCAACUACGGAUUGGUCAUGACGUCUAGCCUCGCGCUCAACCUCCUGGCGCCGCCUCUCAUCGAGUACAUCCUGCACCAGGGCGGCUGGUUUAUGAUGUUCUUCACGGUCAGUUUCCUGAAUGUUGUUGGUCUCAUCUUGACAGUCUUGACCUUCCCACAGGUUUGAAGACGCCUGCAUUUUAACAAACUGCCCGUAGAGCCACGUAGAGUCACUGUGAGAAAAUGCAUGGAUUUAACAGCCCCUUUCAAAAACUAUAAGAUUAUUUAAGAGACAGCAAGACAUACGAAUUCAACGUCCAUCUCCUAAACGACCACGCCAAAAGAUUGGAGAGCCUUAAAAGCUCCCCAAAACAACCAAAGUUAAUAAAGAACGGGUUUCGAACGAAAUCCAUUCACUUCGUAGUCCAGCAUGAUACCAACUGAGCUACCAUUGAGCCCAAGAGUCACCGUGUGCACAAUUCGCAUGAGUAAGAAAGGGAAAAAAACUCCUGCUGUAACAGCAUUAUGGGGCAAGACUGUGCUAAUUUCUUCUCAUCGGAACACCAUUGAACUUUUGCUGACUGGUGUGCGAGUCAUUUUACUUUCCCUCUGUUGUUUCUGUCUGUCUGACCUUCUUUUUUCCAGCAAUACAUGACCAUUGUUGUGUCAAUGUGCUUCUCUCUAUGCAAACAAACAAGCUGACUGGUUGGAUUAUA